AUGGACGCCUCCAUCGGAGUUUUAAUGGCAUGCCCAAUGUCCCUUUACUUAGAACAAGAGCUCGACAAGCGUUUUAGGCUCUUCAGAUUCUGGGCCCAGCCAUCCAGACAAGAAUUCUUGAAAACACACGCCGAGUCAAUCCGAGCAGUGGUGGGAAAUGCGACGGCCGGUGCGGAUGCUGAGCUGAUCGAUGCCUUGCCCAAACUUGAAAUCGUGUCGAGUUUUAGCGUGGGCCUUGAUAAGAUUGAUUUGAACAAAUGUAAGGAAAAGGGUAUUAGAGUUACUAACACUCCCGAUGUAUUGACUGAGGAUGUGGCCGAUUUGGCAAUCGGUUUGAUGCUGGCGGUUCUGAGAAGGAUUUGCGAGUGUGAUAAACAUGUGAGGAAAGGGUUGUGGAAAAUGGGCGACUUCCAGCUGACUACUAAGUUUAGCGGUAAAAGAGUUGGUAUCAUAGGAUUGGGCAGAAUUGGAUUGGCAGUUGCAAAACGAGCAGAGGCAUUCGACUGCCCUAUUAGUUACUACUCAAGAUCGGAGAAACCAAGUACAAAUUACAAAUACCACUCAAGUGUUGUCGACUUGGCAUCUAACUGUGACAUCCUUGUCGUUGCAUGUGCGUUGACUCCUGAAACACACCAUAUUGUCAACCGGGAAGUAAUUAAUGCAUUGGGUCCAAAGGGAGUUCUCAUCAACAUUGGUAGAGGCCCUCAUGUGGACGAACCCGAACUGGUUUCUGCUCUCGUGGAGGGUCGAUUGGGUGGUGCUGGACUUGAUGUGUUUGAAAAGGAACCUGAAGUACCAGAGCAGCUGUUUGGUCUUGACAACGUUGUCCUGUUGCCUCAUGUGGGAAGCGGAACUGUAGAAACCCGCAAUGCCAUGGCUGACCUUGUUAUUGGGAACUUGGAAGCUCACUUUCUGAACAAACCACUAUUAACCCCUGUUGUUUGA
Molecule: messenger RNA, 945 nt
Organism: Fraxinus pennsylvanica
Lineage: Eukaryota; Viridiplantae; Streptophyta; Magnoliopsida; Lamiales; Oleaceae
Source: the annotation of a GenBank genome assembly